Molecule: messenger RNA, 2868 nt
Organism: Pteronotus mesoamericanus
Lineage: Eukaryota; Metazoa; Chordata; Mammalia; Chiroptera; Mormoopidae
Gene: ZNF2
Product: zinc finger protein 2
Exons: 5
Coding region: 152-1507 (451 amino acids)
Biological process (GO): regulation of DNA-templated transcription
Source: RefSeq, a predicted model, not a curated record
AAGGCAGAGAGUUGAUUGGGCGCGCAAGCGUCAGAGCCCUUUGCGCAGGCGCAGUGCUUUCCCAAAUUGAAGAGGCGCAGUCUUCCUGGUUUCUGAGCACUGGUUAUCGGAGGACUCUGCCUUUUUCCACACGGAGAGCACACAGGAGGGAAUGGCUGCUGUGGCUCCGGCUGCCAGAUGCCAGGAAUCAGUGACGUUCAUGGAUGUGGCUGUGAUUUUCACAGACGAAGAGUGGAGGUAUCUGAUCCCUAUUCAGAGGGACCUCUACAAGGAGGUGAUGCUGGAGAACUAUGAGAGUGUUGUCUCACUGGGACUUCCAGUUCCUCAACCUGAUGUGAUUUUCCAGUUGAAGAGAGAGGAUAAGCCUUCGAUACUUGACCUUCAUGGAUCCGAUGAGAGAAGGAACAUUUCUCUAGACUGGGAGACUAAGCCUGAGAUUCAGAGUGCUUCAGAAGAAGAAAAAUCAGAAGGAAUGUCAAGGGAAAAGCUUGGAAGAAAAGGUCCUCUGUGUCUUAAAUUUGAAGUUCACACACUGGAAGGUGGGUUGGAAACAGAGAAGGAAAGCCCAGCAGUGGAGACCUGCAAUAAAUCCUUUUCCCUGGAGGAAAGCUUGCGACAAGGGUCAAUUCCUCCCAAGAGAAUUCUCACUAAAGACAGAGACCAGGAAUGCAACAGUUGUGGGAAGACCUUUUUUGACCACUCGUCCCUUAUCCGCCAUCAGAGGACUCACACAGGAGAGAAACCCUAUGACUGUCACGAGUGUGGGAAAGCCUUUUUCAACCGUUCAUCUCUAACUGUACAUCAGCGAAUUCACACUGGAGAGAAGCCCUUUAAAUGCCAUGAGUGUGGAAAAGCUUUCAGUCACAGGUGUAGUCUCAGCAGACAUUUGAUGUCUCACACUGGGGAGAGCCCCUACGAAUGCAGUGCAUGUGGGAAAGCCUUUUUCGACCGUUCAUCCCUAACUGUACAUCAGCGAAUUCACACUGGAGAGAAGCCAUUUAAAUGCAGCGAGUGUGGGAAAGCUUUCUUUGACCGUUCUUCCCUCACUCGACACCAGAGAAUCCAUACUGGAGAAAGUCCUUAUGAAUGUAGUCAGUGUGGGAAAGCCUUCAGUCAGAAAAGCAUUCUUACUCGACACCAGCUAAUUCACACUGGCAGGAAGCCUUAUGAAUGUAAUGAGUGUGGGAAAGCCUUCUAUGGUGUCUCAUCACUGAAUAGACAUCAAAAAGCUCAUGCUGGAGAGCCUCGCUACCAGUGCAGUGAGUGUGGGAAAGCAUUCUUUGACCGGUCAUCCCUUACACAGCAUCAGAAGAUUCACACUGGAGAUAAGCCCUAUGAAUGCAGCGAAUGUGGGAAAGCCUUUAGCCAGAGAAGCCGGCUAACACGACAUCAGAGAGUUCAUACAGGAGAGAAACCCUUUGAAUGCAGUGUAUGUGGGAAAGUGUUCAGUUCUAAAUCAUCAGUUAUUCAACAUCAACGGCGCUAUGCCAAACAGGGAAUAGACUGAGUUGGGCGAAAGCUUUAGUCAAAGGAAUUCCAUGAAAAUUCAGAAUAGGUCUUCCCCAUCUUAAAUCCAUCAGUUGAUCAUUCUACCUAUUCUGUCUCCUACUCUCCUUUCCUGUUUCUGCUACCACAGUGUUUGAAUAAAACUCUACUAUGUUAUAGAAUUGAAGUGGGAUGCUGGAAAUUAAGGUGCAACUUUAAAGAGUCCACAAUCUGCAGAAGUUUCUCAGACAAUAGGAUAUUAGGAGGUGAUUCUCACACACCUAUUAGCUGAGGUGCCUGGUGUCACUGCACUUUAAAUAAUUGGAGGCUACAACAGGAGGGGAAAGGCAAAAUUAUAUCAGCAUGGCUGUUGUUUUCCAAAUAGUUCUUUUUAGGACUGUUAGUCCCUCUCUUCGAGCUUUUUUGGGCACUGAUUUUUCUUUUUUUUCCUGUCCCAGCUUUAGAGCUCUAUAAUACUGUUCUACUAAUAGCUAGCACUUACUGAACAUUUGUUAUGGGGUAAGCACUCAGCUAAGAGUUUUGCAAGAUUAUUUGGUCCUUUCAAAAACCCUAUUAAGUAGGUACUCUUACUACCUGCAUUUUACAGGUGAGCAAACUAGGGUUUAAAGAAGUUAAAUAAGUUACCCAAGAUGACAGCUAGGAAAAGGUGAAACCAGGUCUUGAACACAGGUCUACCUUCAAAAUCUAUUCCCUUUACCAUUAUGCUAUAUAGUUUGUUUUAUAAUUUAUGUGCGUGUAUUAUCUACCUAAUUAGAUUGUAAGCACUUAGAGGCAUGGCCUGUGUCUUUGUAGCUCACACAGUGCCUUGCAAGUAAUAGGUGCCCAAUAAAUAUUUAUCUGAAUUAAUGACUUUUCUUCUUACCCAGUUCUAUUUAAAACAGCUCUUGUAUUCACAUCCUUUCUCUGAAUUCUCAGUCAAGCCUGUCCCUUUAUUAUAAAAGGGAUCCAUUAUUGCAAUAGUCACUUUCUGAUUCCAAUUAUUCCCUCUUCACCACUGAAGAGGGAUAUGCUAAGCUAUGAUGUCCUAACAAAUAAAACCCCAAAUAAACAAAGAUUAAUUUCUCACAUAAAACCUGAUGUGAGUAAGGAAGAGAAAGCUGGAGGACUUUGUGAGCUAUGUUUAAGGGCCAUCACUUCUAUCCACAUCUCAUAGGCCAGAACCCAAGAAGAGAGGAGGAGAGUAUACCCUGACUGGUGUGGUUCAGUGGGUUAAGAGUUGGCCUGUCAACCGAGUCUUGGUGCAUGCCUGGGUCUCAGGCCAUGUCCCCAGUUGGGGGUAUGCAAGAGGCAACCAAUCAGUGCUUCUCUCGCACAUUGGGGCUUCUCUCUCUCUCCAUCCCUUCCCUUCUCUCUAAAAAAGUC